CCGGCCGUUGGUGGAGGGCGGCCGGCAGCCGUUAGGCGCGCGGGUUGAAGAUGGCCGGGGAGGCCGGGAGCUCUCUGGGAGAGGCGGAUGGGGGCGGCCGCGUCUCUUCGCCCCCGCUGGCUGAGGUGGAAGCCGUGGCCGCGGACUGGAUGCUGGAGUUCGCCUGCUGCUGCCUGUGCUGGCACUUCGGGGAGGGGGGCGCGGCGGAGUUCCGGCGGUGGAGGGACGUGGCGCACGCUCUUAUUAAUGGCCUCUCCAAAAUACCUACACAUCAGAAAAAAACAGUGUAUCUCUGUCAGCUUUUGAUAAGAAUUGAAAAAGGAAAAAACCUCGAAUGCUGUUUUGAAAAUGAUGAAAGAAUUUCACCUUUGGAAUCUGCUCUUUCCUUCUGGACUUUACUUGAAAGGGAAGAAAUUAAACUGGAAAAGCUUCAUGAAGAUAUUCGUCGCUUGAUUCAAAUUCAGAUUAUAGCGGUCCAUAUGGAAAAUGGAUAUUUCAAGGAGGCUGCUGAAGUUCUUGAAAGGCUAUUUACAGACUCGGAAACAGAUAAGCCUUUAAGGGUGAAGCUGGCAACUGUAAUUAAAAGCAAGGAUCCAUAUGUUCCCCUUCUCCAAACCUUCAGUUACAAUCUUUUGAUAAGUAAAAUCAAGUCUUACGUUGAACUUUUCAUGAAAGAAAAUGAAACUAACUUCUUAAUACAGGCAGCCACAAAACAAGUAGAGUCUAAAGGACUGGGAGCAACAGCACUGCAAAACAAAACUGUGAAUGUCACUGAAAACCACAAAUGGAAUUUGAAAACAAAACAAAGAUUAAUGAAAGAGCAACAGAGUAUUACAGAUCAGUUGCCUGGAGACAUCGAAAACCCCACAGUAAGGCGUCGUUCAGGACGGAAACGCAGAGUGAGCAGUGUUCUUCAGAGUCUGAACAGCUUGCAAAAUGUGGAAAAACGUGGAGAUGCUUUGGCUUGUGGCCGAAGAAGACAGCGAUGGACUUACAAAGAAGACUUGGCACUGAAAUCUGGAGUAAGGGAGUUUGGAGUGGGUAACUGGGCUAAAAUUUUGGUCCAUGGUGACUUCAACAACCGAACUAGUGUCAUGUUAAAAGACCGGUGGAGAACACUGUGCAGGAUCAACCAAGGCUAAUUUGGACUACAGGAAUCAACUCUUCUUGACAUUUCCCUACUUAAAAGAGAUAUAUUCUUGAAGGCUGAACUGUUCAGGAAAUACUAAAAUAAUCCCUCGGCUUUCUGUUUUGGAGGUCUGCUUCCAUUAAGAUAAAGUGGUGAAGUACAGUUACAAAGGUUUGUUUCAC
Chroicocephalus ridibundus (black-headed gull) is the source of this 1311-nucleotide messenger RNA. RefSeq names its product telomeric repeat binding factor 1 (gene TERF1). Gene Ontology annotation, biological process: telomere maintenance via telomerase; negative regulation of DNA replication; negative regulation of telomeric D-loop disassembly. The record is from RefSeq and is a predicted model, not a curated record. Gene Ontology annotation, molecular function: ankyrin repeat binding; protein homodimerization activity; microtubule binding. NCBI's taxonomy places the organism in Eukaryota, Metazoa, Chordata, Aves, Charadriiformes, Laridae. Gene Ontology annotation, cellular component: nucleus; chromosome, telomeric region; nuclear telomere cap complex. The transcript has 11 exons. Bases 51 to 1142 code for a protein of 363 amino acids.